Molecule: messenger RNA, 1704 nt
Organism: Lolium rigidum
Lineage: Eukaryota; Viridiplantae; Streptophyta; Magnoliopsida; Poales; Poaceae
Product: oryzain alpha chain-like
Exons: 5
Coding region: 32-1423 (463 amino acids)
Cellular component (GO): lysosome
Molecular function (GO): cysteine-type endopeptidase activity
Source: RefSeq, a predicted model, not a curated record
CGCCUCGUGUUCUUGCUCAGUGGUCGCCAAGAUGAGGACCUCCACGGCUCUCCUGGCCGCGGCGGCGGCGCUGCUGCUGUCGCUGGCGGCGGCGGCGGACAUGUCGAUCGUGUCCUACGGGGAGAGGAGCGAGGAGGAGGCGCGCCGGAUGUACGCCGAGUGGAAGGCGGAGCACGGCCGGAACUCCAACGCCAUCGGCGGAGAGGACGAGCUCCGGUUCGCGGUCUUCAGGGACAACCUCCGCUACAUCGACGAGCACAACGCCGCCGCCGACGCCGGGGUCCACUCCUUCCGCCUCGGCCUCAACCGCUUCGCCGACCUCACCAACGAGGAGUACCGGAGCACCUACCUCGGCGUCCGGACCAAGCCGGAGAGGAAGCAGAAGCUCAGCUCCAGGUACCAGGCCGCCGUCAACGAGGACCUGCCGGAGUCCGUCGACUGGAGGACCAAGGGCGCGGUCCCUGCGGUCAAGGACCAGGGCGGCUGUGGGAGUUGCUGGGCUUUCUCAGCAAUAGCAGCUGUUGAAGGCAUCAACGCAAUUGCUACAGGCAACUUGAUCGCUCUCUCUGAGCAAGAGCUUGUUGACUGUGACACUUCAUACAAUGAGGGAUGCAAUGGAGGUCUGAUGGACUAUGCAUUUGAGUUCAUCAUUAACAAUGGUGGAAUCGACUCCGAGGAGGACUACCCUUACACAGAGAAGGAUGGCCGUUGUGAUGCUAACAAGAAAAAUGCCAAGGUUGUUACAAUUGAUGGGUACGAGGAUGUACCUGUGAACAGUGAGAAGAGUCUGCAGAAGGCAGUUUCAAACCAGCCCAUCAGUGUUGCGAUUGAGGCUGGUGGCCGGGCAUUCCAACUCUACAGCUCGGGUAUCUUUACCGGAACAUGUGGAACAGCGCUUGACCAUGGUGUCGCAGCUGUUGGUUAUGGUACAGAGGAUGGCAAGGACUACUGGAUUGUCAGGAAUUCCUGGGGUAGCAGCUGGGGCGAGUCCGGCUACAUCAGGAUGGAGCGUAACAUCCAGUCAACCGACGGCAAAUGUGGCAUCGCCAUCGAGCCUUCUUACCCGUUGAAGACUGGCGCGAACCCCCCAAACCCCGGCCCCACGCCGCCGGCUCCCGUUCCUCCCACCCCACCAUCCUCCGUCUGUGACAGCUACUACACGUGCCCUGCCAGCACGACCUGCUGUUGCAUCUUCGAGUAUGGAAAGGAGUGCUUCGCCUGGGGUUGCUGCCCGCUGGAGGGCGCUAGCUGCUGCGAUGAUCACUACAGCUGCUGCCCUCAUGACUACCCCGUGUGCAACACUAGGCGUGGAACCUGCAGCGCGACCAAGGACAGCCCGCUGUCAGUGAAGGCUCUGAAGCGUAUCAUGGCGACGCGCACCGGGGCUCGCAGGGCAGAAGAUGGCAUGAAGAGCAGCGCGUAAAGACUUCCAUCAUGACAUUGCACCCGAAACCCACCACGGUGAUCAACUUCUGCCAACGAUCACCUGGUGAUCCCUGAUGGCGUGGUGUGGCGUGCUCUCAAGUAUCUCCUUUAUUACAGAUGCUCGUGUACAUAAACUUGAAAUUCGGUUUCUGUUGUUCACAGAACCGCCACAUUUGCUUCCGCAUAUGUAUAUGUAAUAUUCAGCUCCUUUCCCACGCAGUUUGAAGCUGCCAAUUUAUUACACAAUUGAUCAAGCAACACGAUAAGCAGAUUUCAAUA